AUGUUCUCACGGUUCAGUUCGCCACCUGCCUGCCAGGGGAAACCCAGGCUGGUCGAUGAGCCGCCAACACCUGCGCCUCUGCGCCGCCUUCGGCCACCUCGACCAGAGCCAAAGGAGAAGAAUGCGGCGUCCACCACCGCUGGCAGUGAAGAGGCCGCUGCUGAUAAACAAGCGUUUCAGGCAGUGCAUUUUGGUCCAAGACCAAGAAUUGUGCAUUUUGACUUGCCUGGUGUCGAAGAUGAGGAGGAAGUCUCUGGCUCUUACUACCCGCCCGGAGUUCCUGUUCCACCCAGUCGUCUGCAGGUCUUUGCCAACAGACCACGCAGACGGAAGGUCAUCUGGGAGACACCGUCGCAGGAAGUGCAGAUUGCGAUGGCACAGCUCAGAGCUGAGAUACAAGCAAUGGAGAACCCGCCACCCACAUCGUGGAUUGGGCGUUUAAUGGAGAGUCUACUCGACAUGUAUCGGAACAAGAGAGAUUACCGGCGAAACCAUGGUUUGGCAGAGAGACCCGGGUUCGUCACACGAAUGAAGAGAAGACUCGCUCCUGUUCCUGAGGCAAUGAGAAGAUUUCUGUAUCUGAAGAAGAAUACGGACGACAGACAGCUGCCGACGGGCAUAGAUUCAACUCUUUGUGAUUAUAUUCUUCAUUGUGAACACCCUGACCCUAAUUACCCUCCGAUUAUUUCGUUAACACCACAGCUACUUGAAACUGCCCUAUGUUCUCACGGUUCAGUUCGCCACCUGCCAGCCAGGGGAAACCCAGGCUGGUCGAUGAGCCACCAACACCUGCGCCUCUGCGCCGCCUUCGGCCACCUCGACCAGAGCCGAACGAGAAGAAGGUGGAGUCCACCACCGCUAGCAGGGAAGAGGCCGCUGCUGAUAAACCAGUGCUUCAGGCAGUGCAUGUAA
Messenger RNA from Schistocerca serialis cubense, 912 nucleotides. RefSeq lists its product as uncharacterized. The record is from RefSeq and is a predicted model, not a curated record. The transcript is spliced from 4 exons. Bases 1 to 912 code for a protein of 303 amino acids. Lineage: Eukaryota; Metazoa; Arthropoda; Insecta; Orthoptera; Acrididae.